CUCACUUCUCUUCCUCCAGUGAACCGCCGACUGUCGCGAGAAAUUAACGUGUGUAUAAUAAACUACAUCUAAGAAACUAACAAACUUAUUGGUGAUUCAUUAAAAAGUGUCUCUUUCAACUUUUACUUUCUUAAAACUAACUUUUCGAACGAAAAGUUGGCUUUUGAUCGAACAGUGCUUCUCAAGUUACUAUACCGGACAAGUGUUUUAAAAUUUGUGCUUUACAGGAUUUGUUGCGUGCUUUUAACGGAUCGACCGAUUCGUGAGGCGGAAUCCAGUUUGAUCGAUCAAAAGUCAAGCUGAUCAAAUAUAAAGAAAGAUAUUCAACAAUGACAUAGGAGCCCAACGUCCCUUACCAAAAUGGCGUUGCGACUCAAGAAGGACAUAAAGAAAGCUUCGUACUACGUGUGGUUCCUGGGUGCGCAGGAGUCGCGUGGCCUGAGAGGGGAAGAGUUCGCUCUGCCCGCCAUACGAUUGCUGGAGGAGAGAGCCAGAGACUUGGAACCUUUUAAGGUUACGCUACAGGUAUCCCACAAAGGUCUCAAGAUCAUCCAGAAUGUGACGUCGAAGGGCAAGCAGCAAACGAUCAAGCACUUCAUUCCUCACGGCAGCAUCACCAGCGCUGUAGUGCAAGGUGAUGUUGUCGCGUGCGUCCUCCUGCUCUACAACCCGAUCACUGGCUGCCCUGUCCACGUACAUGCUUACAGAUGUGACUCAGACAACACCGCGGAGAUGCUGUACACGCAUCUGCAAGCGCUGAUCGAUCGCCCAGAAAACCAGAAGAAGUUCGCCGACAUAGAGCGAAAACUGCAGAUGAGAGGAGCUCUCCCAUCCAAGAAACCCCCAGAUUCCUCCCUAGGGAGUGAAGUAUCCCGAGAAUCUGACUCAGGAAGCAAUGAGGACAGAAAUGUUGCCAAUCUUUACGAUAGCUUGGCUGCAGAGUUGAAACAAAAGUUGUCUACAGGUAAAAAGGGUCUAGGCAAAAGUCCAAUCCUUCUACCACCGCGCGACUAUGACACUGUGCACCGCCAGAAGGGAAACCUGAGCAACAUAGACACCAGACGCUGCCUCAACCAGAACAUCGUAGGAAUCAACGCGCGACGCAAGCUGGAGUCUUCAGGAGGAAGCUCUGGUAUUGGAAGCGAUCUAGCGCCGUCACCAGAACGGAACGAAUACCCAAGACAUGAUAAUCAUAGUACAAGUGAGGAAGACUGGGCCGAAAGCACCGCUUACUUGAUGCACGAAGCCUUCGACGCGUCACCGCCACGUCGCGCUCCGUCCCCCCGCCGCCUGUCACCCCCGCGCCGCACCUCACCCCCUCGCCGUACGUCACCCCCUCGCCGCACCCUCUCGCCCCGCAACUUCGAUAGGACUCCCUACAACGAUGACUACAAUGACCAGUACCGAGACCAACUUGCACCAUUCCGUGAAGCCACCUUUGAACGGCGCUUCCGUCACGAAUCCCUGGAGCGUCCGAAGGAUAAGUUUGUAAGCUCUGUGGAUAAAACUGAUAAGUUCGAUGAUGAUACCCCGAGCUAUAGGCGAAGAUACGUGGCUGAAACAAAACCAUCGAAUCGAAGCAUAGACCGGGUCGAAGACCGAAGGUACGGUAAGCUCCAGAGAGGAGCCAGUGAAGGCAGUCUUAAGAUCGCCGACACUUCGCCUAAAGAACGAUUUAACGUUGCCAAGGAAAAGUUUAUGAACUUAGAACGGGAGCGAUUCAACCGGGAACUUGAGGCUCACAUGGCCAUCAGAAGAAGUAUGCUGGAAAGAAACAGUCGUUCGACUUCUUCCCCGGAGGAGGAAAGAAGAGAUGAGCGUCCUGAACGUCAAAGAGAAUUGGGCUCUCGUCGAGAAACUGACCGUUCUCAUAGGGACCUGGAACGUUCUCACAGGGACCCAGACCGACGCAAAGAAGAUAGAAUACGCGAUAUAGGCGCUCCAGAUUUAGGGCACCGGGAAAUAGAAAGACUUCCAAGAGUAGGUCGAAAGCGCGAAGAUUUAAAGAGAUACGAAUACGGCACAGAAGAAUACCUGAACAGAGUUGAGCCAAAGGCGCAUAGGGAGGAGUUCGAUCGCUACAGAGAGAGAAGAGAGCUAGAUCGUCGCAUUGAAGAAGAUGAAAUUAUUGAGCCAGUAAUAGACGAUAGGAGAAGGAACUGGAACGAUAGACAAAAGGCAUUCAGCCGUUCUCGUUUGUUAGAUGAACAACGGCAGUCAUACGUUGAGGGCGAUAGGGAUAGGUAUUUCGAAAGGGAUUAUAGAGAUUUCAGUGACCUGGCCGAAAGGCAACCGGCGAAAUUCCGGCACAGUUACGCCGAACCGAUACCUAGGGGUCGCCUUGGUACUGUAAGGCCUUAUUAAAAUGCCAUAGUAGAUUUUUAGAUUCUUCACCUGUUUAGACUACGGACUCAUAAAUUAUAAUGCCUUUGGUUUGUUUAAUCAUUACUAUUACCUAUCAUUGGGUAUCUUGCAGUAUCUUGUGUCCACUCUUUUUUUCAUUUGGAAAUGAACUUUCAACCUGAUCGAUCUAUACACAGAAAACGAGUAAGUAAAUGAAUUACGCGGUUGUAGCUUGUAAUAUAUUUUGUGAGUUCGAAACUGACGAUGAUUACUAGUUGUAGUCAAAAAUCGUUGCCUAUUGGUAUAAAUAUACUUACUAACAUAAUAUUUCGUUGUCCUUUUUUGUAUAUAUCGCAAUGUACCUAUUAUAAACCAACGAAACUGUUAUAGAAAAGAUUACGGAUUUUAUUAAGAGACAAUAUAAAUGUAAAUAACAAAACUACAAUAAACAAACAAAGUUAAGUAAGUACCUUAUCAUUUUAGUUUUAUCUAAGUAUAUCAUGUUUCAGUAUACAAUAUACAGAAAACUAUGAUGUGUUCUUAGUAAGUAUAUAACAUAGAUUCUUAACUAGUCGUAUUUAGAAUCUGUGAAAGAAUAUUAAUUUGCAACAUAAACAUUACGUAAAGCUAUCUAGGUUUCCUUGAAAGACUUUGUUCUGUUUUAGUGAAACAUGUUACUUUCAAGUUGGUAUAGUAAAUAAAAGUUGUACGAAUUAUAAAGAUCUUAUAUAAUUUAAAUGCUAAGAUCGUUGCGUUUUCUCUUCAUAUAAAAUUCUUUGAAUUGGUAAUAGAUAGAAAUGUAAUGCAAUUUAUAAACAUAGAAUCACGCCAUAUGAACAACAAUGUACUCUAUUCCAUGUGAUUGUAAAAGAGACGUGAGACUUAUAAGAGAAAAACAUUUACGAUUAGAUAUAUUAUAAUAUACUUAGAUAAAUACUCACUAAGCGUCACAGAAAUAUAUUUGUAAAUAUAAAUUAUAUAGCAUUUUCUUACGUGUAACCAUCAUAACAUAGUAACUAUAUAAAAAUUAUAGUAUAGAAUUUAUAUUUUUAAUAGGUAUCAACCCAUUUCAGAAAAUCUUAUAUUAUUUUACUUGGGUCGCUAUUACGCUCAUAAAGGUUUAUUUGCCAACUUAGUUUAUAUUUUAUUUGAAAAUCUAAAUUUUAAUGUCGGCGCAAAUAACUUUUUUAAAAAGCGUGAAACUAUUCUUUUCUCGUCUUCUUUUAAGAUGUCAGGUUAAAAAGAAAAACUCUAGUGUUCAAGUGAAAUGAAUCCAAGUAGGUAUUGGACGCCUAGUCCAAAUCCAAAAACUAUUUCAAUCUGUGUCUUGGAGAACAUUAAAUGUAUCGUGGCGCACGGCAGUGCGCCUAGGCCAAGUUCCGUAAAAAUUUUACAGGAUACUCCUAAAAGUAUGGUUGAUUAAAACAAUAUAUAUAACGCAAUUUUUUUGCAAUAAUUAUACCUAAUAGCAGCCCAUAAAUUGACUGAGUCUAUUGGUUUCUACCACAAAGGUGGAAACAAAUUAUCUGACGCGGCUGAUUGCCGCAAGUUAUAGGUAUCUGGAUAAUUAAAUUAAAUACCUAAUGAAUAAAUAAAUAAUCUUUUAUUUCAGACUAAAUUGCGUAUAAUAAUAAUUAUUGAUAGAUAUCUCGCAAGCCGCGUUCCAAACAACUGCACACGGCCUAUCUGUCGCGGCUGUCAACCGCGGCUUAUGAACACAUCCCAUAGUUUAUUUCCGCCUUUAUGACUCUGAAAAUGUUUAAUAAGCAUACAUUAUUGUCAUCGCCGUGCAAAAAUCGCAAGUUUCGUAUAAAAUUAAAAAAGGUGUGUCUACCUAAUAAAUGUUAAACUAAUUAAUAUGUUGUCCGCCAGUGACUAGUAAAAGUACCUCAACUCCGUCCCGUAGCGUUUUGACAAUGUAUCUGUGAAAUGUUAAUAAAUGUUUAUUAAU
Maniola jurtina (meadow brown) is the source of this 4294-nucleotide messenger RNA. Its product is annotated as zinc finger CCCH domain-containing protein 13. Lineage: Eukaryota; Metazoa; Arthropoda; Insecta; Lepidoptera; Nymphalidae. The transcript has 8 exons. The coding region runs from base 361 to 2364 and encodes 667 amino acids. The record is from RefSeq and is a predicted model, not a curated record.